This is a messenger RNA of Manihot esculenta (cassava), 1916 nucleotides long. Its product is annotated as alpha/beta hydrolase domain-containing protein 17B. The record is from RefSeq and is a predicted model, not a curated record. Lineage: Eukaryota; Viridiplantae; Streptophyta; Magnoliopsida; Malpighiales; Euphorbiaceae. The coding region runs from base 574 to 1704 and encodes 376 amino acids. The transcript has 5 exons.
UGCACUCAACAUCUAUUGAAAACUCAGUUUUCAAGUUAACCCUCUCCCUCUCUCUCUCUACCUUCAACACUCAAAAAGGAUUCUCUCCAUCUCUCUCUACCCUUAACACUCAAAAGGAUUCUCUCUCUCUGUCCUCCAGUUCCCCAGACUCCCAAGUGAGUCACUAACUAGUAACUAUUCCACUACCUGCAAACUGCAAACCUCUCUGCUUUCACUUAAACCUAUUACCUCAUCACCACCUGCGAAAAUGUCUUCUUCUCUCUUUCCCUGCUCAACUUUGAAAUUUAAUCCCACAGAACUUACACUAUCCUAACACAAAUUUAGCUACCACAAACACAACCCCAAAUCUCCCAAAAGCCUCUCUUCAAUUGCUACCUUCUUCUCUCUCUAGACUAGCCCAGAAUACAUCCAAAAGAAAAAAAAAGAAGAAAAAACAAAAAGAAGUUGGCUUUCCAUUUUACUUAUAAACAUACCCACAUGCCUCUUACUUGUUACUUUACAAAUGAACUAAAGUUAGUUCAUUUUUUUCAAUGACUUUUGUGGGUUAUCUUCAGAAUCUUUUUUGGAGGGUGAAUGGGGUGCAUGUUCUCUCAGUUAGCUGCAAAAUUUGCUUUCUUUCCUCCAUCUCCUCCUACUUAUCAGAUCAAGAAGAGAGAUGAUGGCACGCUCACUGUGGUCUCUUCUUCUUCUUCAAUGCCACUUCCUCUUGCUGAUGAUACUUCAUUUGAUGUACUAUUGAUUGAUACAAAAAGAGGCAACAAGAUUGUUGCUUUUUAUCUCAGAAACCCAUAUGCAAGACUCACUCUUCUCUACUCCCAUGGAAAUGCUGCUGACCUUGGCCAGCUCUAUGACCUCUUUGUUCAGCUCAAGAUUAAUCUUAGAGUUAAUAUCAUGGGAUAUGAUUAUUCUGGGUAUGGAGCUUCCACUGGUAAGCCAAGUGAAUCUGAUACCUAUGCAGACAUAGAAGCAGUUUACAGGUGUCUUCAGACAGAAUAUGGAGUUAGUCAGGAAGACAUAAUUUUGUAUGGGCAGUCAGUUGGUAGUGGUCCAACGUUGCACCUGGCAGCUAAAUUGCCAAGGCUGAGAGGUGUAGUUUUGCAUAGUGCUAUUCUUUCUGGUCUUCGCGUCCUCUGCCAUGUAAAAUUCACAUUCUGCUUUGACAUAUACAAGAACAUAAACAAAAUUCGAAAGGUGAAGUGUCCUGUGCUAGUGAUACAUGGGACAGAGGAUGAUGUUGUAAACUGGUUACAUGGCAAUGGACUUUGGAAAUUGGCAAGGGAACCAUACGAGCCUCUAUGGAUUAAAGGUGGCGGCCAUUGUAACUUGGAACUGUACCCUGAUUAUAUCCGCCAUCUUUGCAUGUUUAUUCAAGAAAUGGAGAAUAUAACCACAGAAAUCCGACUGAAAAAGAUUCGGCACAAUCUUCGGCUCAAACCAAGGUCUAAUGCUUGUGCUUCUAACAAGUGCUGUAGAUUUAAAUUAUGGCGACCGAGAUGCCCGGCGUGUUUCAGAUCAAGGUGCAUCAAAUGUUUGUGCAGAUCCAAAUGCUUGGAAUGUUGGGGAUUAAGGUGCGUAAAAUGUUGCCUGCAACCAAAAUGCCCCAAAUGUUGGAUACCCAGUUGUUGCUGCAGUAUCGAAUGUCUACAUGCACAGUGUUGUGCCGGAACACAUAGCGGGAUGAACGGGAAACGGGACAGCCGAUGACGAUAACAGGCUUUGUAUAGAUUCUUCUGAACUUAUUACUAACUCCCCUCGAAUCUUUGUGCAUUUAUUAGUGUACAAAACAAGAGGAAGCAUGCAGCUGUCCAAUUACUUAUAACUGGAAACAACAUAAUUCCAUAUUGUCAUCAACUUGAUACAUUCUUGAAAAUGGUGCUUUCAUAUGAGAUCAUUGGGAUUUUAUCGUAUUUGUUCAA